AUGAAUCAACUACCAGCUCAACCAAUUGGAAUUCAGAGUACGGCUGGAGCAGUGCCUGUUCGUAAUGAAAAAGGUGAAAUUUCUAUGCAAAAGGUUAAAGUGCAAAGAUAUAUAUCAGGAAAAAAACCAGAAUAUGCUCAAGGUGUGUCAUCUUCUGAAGAAUCAGACACUGAAGAUUUUAUAGAGCAACAGAGACCUGAACGAAAACAUCAAAUAGCACAAAUUGUCAGCCGGAAAGAUGAACUACACAGCGAAUCUGAUACAGAAAUAGAUGAUCCACGUCUACGUCGUUUGAGGGUCGCCGCACAUUCGCCCCCACGUCGUGCAGAACACAAACCUGAGAUAAUUGAUGCUGAACCCGAACAAGAAUCAGAAUCAAGUGAAGAUGAAGCUCGACACAGUUCAGAGAGUGAGGAUGAACUGGAUGAGGAGGAAAUUGAAAGACGUCGGCAGGCUGUUAAAGCUAAACUAGCAGCUAGGGAAGCUGAAAAGGAAGUAUUAGGUAGAGAUGAUGAUGAAGAAAUGUUGGAUGGAGAUAAAGAGGAAAGUGGAUCUUCUGACACGGAAUACACAGACAGUGAAGAAGAUACGGGACCAAGGGUGAAACCCGUAUUUGUGAGGGCAUCUGAUAGAAUGACAGUAGCUGAAAGAGAACGUAAAGUGAAACAACAGAAGAAAGAAGAAUCUGAAGCGAGAAAAGAGAAAGAAGAAAGGAGAAGAGAAGCUUUAAAAUUAGUCGAAGAGACUAUUCGUUCAGAACAAAGGAAUGCACAGUCAGAGAACAAGGAGGGAAAUAUAAACGACGUGUGCACAGAUGAUGAAAACGACGAACUGGAAUACGAAGCUUGGAAAUUACGUGAAAUGAAACGCAUCAAACGUGAUAAGGAGGAACGAGAAGCAGUCGAAAAGGAGUUAUUGGCGAUAGAGCGGAUGAGGAACAUGACGGAGGAAGAACGUCGCGCCGAAAGACAUCUCAAUCCCAAGCUCGUCACUAACAAGUCUGUCAAAGGGAAAUAUAAGUUCCUACAGAAGUAUUAUCACAGAGGUGCAUUCUACUUGGACAAGGAGGACGAAGUGUUCAAACAAGACUUCUCUGGCCCUACGUUAGAUGAUCAUUUCGAUAAGACUGUUUUGCCAAAGGUGAUGCAAGUAAAGAAGUUCGGAAGAUCAGGUAGAACAAAGUACACGCAUUUAGUGGACCAAGAUACUACGGAGUUCGAUUCCGCGUGGAGCAACGAGGGCGCGGCGGCGCGCCUCGCCGCCGGCAGGGGGGGCAUGAAGCAGGUGUUCGACAGACCCUCGGCCAAGGGGAAACAUACUGUG
Molecule: messenger RNA, 1323 nt
Organism: Brenthis ino (lesser marbled fritillary)
Lineage: Eukaryota; Metazoa; Arthropoda; Insecta; Lepidoptera; Nymphalidae
Source: the annotation of a GenBank genome assembly